Drechmeria coniospora is the source of this 639-nucleotide messenger RNA. RefSeq lists its product as uncharacterized. NCBI's taxonomy places the organism in Eukaryota, Fungi, Ascomycota, Sordariomycetes, Hypocreales, Ophiocordycipitaceae. The transcript is spliced from 2 exons. The record is from RefSeq and is a predicted model, not a curated record. The coding region runs from base 1 to 639 and encodes 212 amino acids.
AUGACAACCUACCCAAUGGUGAUUACAGCACAGCACUCCGUACAAGAGGAGAUAACGGGAGCUGGGUGCCACAGGUAUCAUUCCACGGCGUCGCUGAACGUGUUUGGUUCACAACUUUGCCGAGCAGCCGCAGAUGACAUGACAACAAUGGUGGCUAUGCGGAUGCGUUUGCGGAUACCAGCCACUCGGCUGGGAAAGUCAGCCAGCGGUCUCGGCAGUGGUCGAUUUUAUAGCAAUGCAGCAACAAAGCCAGCGAUGAACAGAGGCGGCAACGGCAACACACCAGUCUCGGGGCGCGUAGCAGGCAGCCGUCGGCCUGCAGACACGACGCAAGACAACGAAGGACGAUGCGCGGCAGAAGCAGCAGUGGCGCGCGAAGCAGCCCUUCGGGCGGCACGCAUCAGGCGGCAGGCCGAACGAAACGACAAGGAACUGCAGGAUUCAAAGCGGAGACAGGAUAAUGAGAGCUAUCAGCAGAGGUACAAAGUGGCGGCGAGGAGAUGGCUGUCGUCCAUUAUUGCGCUGCCUAUUCUGCUCGUGACGAGCUACUACCUGUUUGAUCGAUUGGUGCUGGGUCACGAUCAAAAGGUCAUGCCUAAAACUGUCCCAGCGGAUCAAAUGGACGAAACGGACGCCUGA